AUGCUAAUUUCCCCGUCUCCUCCGCCGCAGACGACGGCGGCCAUCCACCGGAAUACUUUUCACCUGACACGCAGAUUAUGGGUCGCCAGCGGAUUCAUGUUCGUGGCGGUGGUUUGUGCUUUUUCAAUUUCGUUAAUGUUCGUUUUCCAUUACUACAAGACAAGAGUCCACGACACCGAAUCCAGAUCGCAACCGCAGACGGCGGAGCAAAUUCCGGCCUCCGCGGUGGCUUACAGAGAGGAAAUUAGGGAUUGCGGCGGCCGAUGCGCGAUCUGCAUUGAGGGAUUUGCGGAGGAAGAGAAGUGUGGAGUUAUUGAAAAUUGCGGCCAUUUUUUCCAUAAGGAUUGUAUCGAUCGGUGGCUGAAGAUUGAGAGCCGUUGCCCACUCUGCCGCUGUUCUAUUGUUUUUCAGAAUCGUCCAUGA
Messenger RNA from Momordica charantia (bitter melon), 423 nucleotides. RefSeq names its product RING-H2 finger protein ATL14-like. Lineage: Eukaryota; Viridiplantae; Streptophyta; Magnoliopsida; Cucurbitales; Cucurbitaceae. The record is from RefSeq and is a predicted model, not a curated record.